UUAUUGGUCGCCGAUGAGCCGGAAGUGCUCGGUCCGAUGGUGUUAGUCCUCCGGGCUUUGUGCAUCAUGGCUGUUCCAGCGGGAAGGUCUGUGGUCUUCGUGACUGGAAACGCAAAGAAACUCGAAGAGGUCAUUCAGAUCCUGGGAGACAAAUUUCCUUACAAACUAGUGUCAAAAAAGAUUGACUUGCCUGAAUAUCAGGGAGAGCCAGAUGAGAUUUCCAUACAGAAGUGUAAGGAGGCGGCACGGCAGAUUGAUGGGCCAGUCAUUGUAGAGGACACCUGCCUGUGCUUUAGGGCUUUGGGGGGACUACCUGGUCCUUACAUCAAAUGGUUUCUUGAUAAACUCAAGCCUGAAGGUUUGCACAAGCUGUUAGCUGGGUUUGAAGAUAAAUCAGCGUGGGCUCUCUGCACUUUUGCUUUCUGUGCUGGGAAAGAUGAACCCGUACAACUCUUCAGAGGGAAAACAGAGGGGUGCAUUGUUGAACCCAGAGGGCCUCGAGACUUUGGAUGGGAUCCCUGUUUCCAGCCAGACGGUUAUGACAAAACCUAUGCUGAACUUCCCAAAGACGUGAAGAAUACCAUCUCUCACCGCUACCGUGCACUCACUGCCAUGUCUGAGCACUUCAUUAAACUCAACAAUACCUCACCACAGAGCAAGAAGAAGAAAAUCCAGGAUGAUUAAAGAUUACCUUCGGGCCACCGGAAAGUUCUCAAUAUGCAGCAAUAACGUAUCAAAUGUCUAGUCAUCAGAUUUGAAAAAGCCGGGGGAUACUCUCGAUUACAAAGACAUUUUUGUCGUUGGCCGAUUUGUGAUCACAACGUGUACUCGCAGGGUCUGCAUUGAAAAAGUUGCUGUUCGUGCUUAAUUGUAAGUAAAUUUACCUUCCUCUGGGGACACUGUUCUGUUUUUAGAGUAACAGAGCACUGAAACGGUUUCUUGAAACAUCUCGACUGCUUUCUAAAAUGUUCUAGUAUUGAGUAUGCUGCUAAUUUUUAAGUGUAAAUCUGUCAUCAUUCAUUCAAUAACCUGAAGGAACAAAUACAGACACCAUGACUUACCA
Messenger RNA from Mugil cephalus (flathead mullet), 1063 nucleotides. It is a transcript of the gene itpa, whose product is annotated as inosine triphosphatase (nucleoside triphosphate pyrophosphatase). The record is from RefSeq and is a predicted model, not a curated record. The transcript has 8 exons. Gene Ontology annotation, biological process: nucleoside triphosphate catabolic process. Gene Ontology annotation, molecular function: nucleoside triphosphate diphosphatase activity. Bases 37 to 684 code for a protein of 215 amino acids. Gene Ontology annotation, cellular component: cytoplasm. Lineage: Eukaryota; Metazoa; Chordata; Actinopteri; Mugiliformes; Mugilidae.